This is a messenger RNA of Magallana angulata, 1527 nucleotides long. RefSeq names its product GTP-binding protein Rit2-like. The record is from RefSeq and is a predicted model, not a curated record. Bases 1 to 987 code for a protein of 328 amino acids. The transcript is spliced from 4 exons. Gene Ontology annotation, molecular function: calcium channel regulator activity; GTPase activity; GTP binding. NCBI's taxonomy places the organism in Eukaryota, Metazoa, Mollusca, Bivalvia, Ostreida, Ostreidae. Gene Ontology annotation, cellular component: plasma membrane.
AUGGAAGAAACAAUCAGAAGACCAAAUGCAAAUUCUUACGACGGUAGUUUUCGUCAACAAAUCAAUUCUUUUUCCGACUUUGGAAAAUUUGAUCGAACAUUAUACCCAAGGGAACUUAAACGGUUUCAGACAUUUUCUGAAAAACAUUCAACCGAACGAGUUCGAAAUUUCACCAAAACAAAACGGGGGAUCAAGAAUCGUGGAGACUUUCUUCGAAACUCUUCAUCAAGUUCUAUGUCAAAUAUGGAUACUGAAGGAAAAGAAAGAAGGAUGUCUGCAAUAUCUACAUUGUCGUACACAAGCGAGGAUUGCUUCGAAGAAAAUUCAGCUGAACGGCAACGGUUCAAAAUUGUAUUGUUUGGCAUCCCAGGAGUAGGGAAAUCUUUUUUCCUGAAACAAAUAAGAACCUCCGAGUUCCUGGGAACAUGUCCUGAUGGUCCAGAUUCGUCUUGUAUCACGGUUCCUGUGGUGCUAGACGGUCAAGAAUCCAUCCUUGAUUUUGUUGAAGCCGAUAUGUACAUUCAGAAUCAUGGAUGGAAUCACCCUUACGACGCCUUUGUAAUGAUGUUCUCUGUCACAGAUAAAAGAUCGUUUCAUUAUAUCGCAAACAGAGUAGAGCAGAUUAGGAAAGAGGUUGGCGACACCAAGCCCAUCUACAUUGUUGCCAACAAAACUGAUCUCAUAAGAUUUCGGGAAGUUUCUUCUCAAGUCGGAUUGGAGUUGGCAAAGAACAACAACUGUUAUUACGGUGAAGUGUCGGUGCCUUUGCAAUUGAAUGUGGAUAAGGUACUGGUGGAUAUUACGGAUCAGCUGCAGAGUGGUUAUAAGACAAACAGUAUGAAAACUUUGCAGAAACCUCCUAUUAAAUACGAUCAGUCGGGGAAACAGGAAGAAGAGAAUUUGCGUAAAAAAUCGAGGUUUUCACUAUUUACUAGAUUACGAAAAUUCUUCUUAAAAAAGAAAUUGAAAUUGUUUCCCGAGUCAUGAUAUCAUUUGUAUUGCGUAUGCUCAUGUUAAAUCACAAUUUUGAAUCGAAUCAUCCUAUUGUACUUGCUUAACUUGCUUGCAUUAUUUAUUUUUAUAUAUUCAUGGAAAUAAAGCAUGCUUUCAUUUAUAAAAUGGUGUGUUUUGCGAAGAUGUUUGCUUGUAUGACAUAAUAAAAUUUUUACCGUGUUUAAUUAAAUUAUUUCACAGAGACAUGAUUUGGAUUCUUUACUUUUUAUUUUAGUUUUUUGAAACGACAACUUCUAUUACCGUGGAUUUUCAUGCGUUCGUUACAAAAGCGCAUUUAUAGUAAAUCAAAAUGUGUUAGGUAAAAAUGUGUACUUUUUAAAGAUAUUAGUUGAUGAAACAGUGCUCAAAGAAACUGGGAGGAGGAAUCUUGUAACAAAUUCGCAGUGACCGGAAAGUAACCUGAGAAAACACUAUUUUCUUUCAAUAACACAUUGUUAAUUGACUAUUAAACAUAGCUGACAUUAAAUGUUGUUUGUAGACUUGUUUGUAGACUUAAUGCAGUGACUUAUUGGC